Messenger RNA from Drosophila ficusphila, 1162 nucleotides. It is a transcript of the gene SelT, whose product is annotated as thioredoxin reductase-like selenoprotein T homolog CG3887. NCBI's taxonomy places the organism in Eukaryota, Metazoa, Arthropoda, Insecta, Diptera, Drosophilidae. Gene Ontology annotation, cellular component: endoplasmic reticulum membrane. Bases 102 to 698 code for a protein of 198 amino acids. Gene Ontology annotation, biological process: cell redox homeostasis. The record is from RefSeq and is a predicted model, not a curated record. Gene Ontology annotation, molecular function: thioredoxin-disulfide reductase (NADPH) activity. The transcript has 2 exons.
GGGUAGGAGGUUUGCCAGUCACACGGACACACACUGAGGCAAAAGUGUGAGCAAAUAUUGAAUCCCAAAUUCGAGCAAUAAAAAUCGGGCCAAAGGACGCAAUGGAGACUCUGAACGGAAGGAACGUGGCUCUACUGGUGCUCAUCUUAUGCGCCGCAUACGCCCUGGUGGUGGCUGAGGGCGAGAAAGAGAUACCGGCUACGAAAUUCGGCCAGAACAUAGCGCCGACGAUGACUUUUCUUUACUGCUAUUCCUGUGGCUAUCGCAAGGCCUUUGAGGACUAUGUAGGCCUUUUGAGCGAGAAGUACCCACAGAUUCAGGUGCACGGCGGCAACUACGAUCCGCCGGGUCUGAAUUACUACCUCUCGAAGCUGAUAUUUGCACUCAAGAUCAUCAUCAUCGUGUCGGUGGUUAGUGCGGUUAGUCCCUUCACCUUCCUGGGACUCAACACGCCCAGCUGGUGGGCUCACCUGCAGGCGAACAAGAUCUACGCCUGUAUGAUGAUCUUUUUCCUGGGCAACAUGCUGGAGGGUCAGCUCAUCUCGUCCGGCGCCUUCGAGAUAACUCUCAACGAUGUGCCCGUGUGGUCAAAGCUGCAGACGGGACGCUUUCCCUCGCCUGAGGUCCUCUUCCAGAUCAUCGACAAUCAUCUGCAGUUCACCGAAAAGGUGCAGGAGAAUCCAGAUUUUGUUAAAUAAUAAUAACGUCGGACGGAACGGAAGGCGAGGCGGCGGGAACGAACACCAAAACAGCCGAGGAUUUUCGGCUCUGAACCUAUCUUAAACUUAAGCUCUUGUCCUGAUAUUAACUACUUAGCUGUAUCUCUCUGUUUUCACCCCGAACUUUAGCCUACUGUACACGCCACCUGUAUCUUUGUAUUCCGUUUAAACGCUUGGGGAUCUGUAUGUGUUAUUUGUUUUUGUGCGACAGAAUGACGAUAAGAGACCGGACAGAAAGUGCGGGGUACAUCUCGAGAUUAAAAGCAAAGACGAUACAGUAGGAGACUGCCGCUAUAUGGAUGUACCUUGUGCAAGGCCUUUACGGGAUUGUGUAUCAUUACUUGUUAGUGGGGGAGUAAUAAAUUAUAUACGGAUAAUGGAUGUGUGAAACCUUUUUCAAAUUGUAAUACAAAUAAAUUCGCUCGACAGUUUCAGAACCGAAA